CGUACAUGACAUUCCACAUGUCUUCUGACGACUGUCCUCUACAUCUAAUCAUUCAAAGUGCGUGGUAUUACUCUAACCAAUACUGACAGCAGUCAAAGAGUGAGUUGAACUGAAUGUAGGAUCUCUGAAGAGGUGAACAUGACUGCUCGAGGAACACCGAGUCGUUUUUUACAAAGCGUUCUUCAAAACGGAGUGAGUCGUUAUGUUUGUCAGCUGAAGCGAAUAUCUCUGAUCUUCUCGAAGAAAGGCCAGGGCUCCUUAGGAGUCAGGGAUUUCAUCGAAGAAGGUGUAGUCGACUUUGCCAAGAAUAACUCAGGAACUGUGGUUUACAUCUCCCCUCAGUCCUGCAGGAUUCCAAAGAUAGUAGCGGAAUAUUUGAAUGGUAAUGUGAAGGAGGAGACAGUCACCAACAAAACAUCACAGGAAAUUGCAGAACUUAUAACCAAGCUGUCCAACCAGUCAGGACUGGACAUCAUCCGCAUUCGUAAACCCUUCCACACAGACAGUCCCAGUAUCCAGGGCCAGUGGCACCCCUUCACAAAUCGAACCCCCAGCAUCGAUCCAGUCGGCCCACAGACAAAAUAAGGACUUUGCAUUGUAUUUAUUUUUCUGACUAAUGUUCUGACAUAUAUUGAAGGAGCUCUGAAUUUCUGCUGCAGCACAAAAUCAACAUAAAUUUUCAGCAGUGACCUGUUAUUAGACUUUUAAAAUGAUACUUUUCUGUUUGAUUAAUUAUGACAGAUCAUUUGUGGCUUGAUAAAGUUUAUAUAACAACGAAAUUUUGCUUAAAUAAGAUUAAUUACUUUUCACAUUUAUGUUGGCCCCUUAUAAGAUGAGAAAUACAACGUUUCCUUUGGGAAAUAAAGUUUUGAACUGAAAAUAUGACUCCAUAUGCUUUUUUUCCUCACUUGUUUUGAAAUUUUUACUUAAAUACCCCUGCACUAAUAAAUCUUAAUAUCUCAGAAAACUACCCUGAUACUAAUACUACUUACUAUUAUAAUAACAAUAAAUAAUGCAUAAUUACAUGCAAGUAACCCUAACCCUAAUCCCAACCCUAACCAUAUAGUAAGUACAUGUAGUUAACUAAUAUUACUCAGUAAUUAAAUGUAUAAUUAUACCGUAACAAAGAUACCUUAAAAUAAAGUGUAACCAAAAUAAAAUAUUAAAAUCUUUUUUUUAAAUUUUAUUUCAGCUAGUUGCCAGGGUAACAUUUCUCAUUUGAUUUUAGUUUAACUUGUACUAAAACUGAAAUAAAAAUGAAUAAGAACUAUGUUUACAUGUUAAAAAAAUGAUUAAAAUUUGAAUAAAAUUAUAAUAGUACCUCAAUUAUAUUAAAAUCACACGGAAGGUAUUUCAUCUUUGUGAAAAAAAAAAACUGCUGUAACACAAAACAGAAAUUUUGGGUCUGGAAAAAAAAACAGGAAAUCAUAUUAUUGCAAGACUAUAACCACAUAUUUAUAUGUUUCAUAUUUUUGUGGGUUACCAAAUGUAAUAAUUUGAAAAUAAAUGAUCCCCUCCUUGGCUGAUUAUUAAUCUGGAUAUUAGGGCAGAAGUGUCCCCCUCAAUAUCUAUGUUGGUUACAAUCCUGUUGAUUAAAGCAGCUAAGAAACUGA
Molecule: messenger RNA, 1613 nt
Organism: Onychostoma macrolepis
Lineage: Eukaryota; Metazoa; Chordata; Actinopteri; Cypriniformes; Cyprinidae
Gene: mrpl43
Product: mitochondrial ribosomal protein L43
Exons: 3
Coding region: 139-585 (148 amino acids)
Biological process (GO): mitochondrial translation
Cellular component (GO): mitochondrial large ribosomal subunit
Molecular function (GO): structural constituent of ribosome
Source: RefSeq, a predicted model, not a curated record